CAUUUCUCUCUCUCUCUCUAUAUAUAUAUAUAUAAUAUUCGGAUACACACUACUCUCACACUCUUCAAUCCUCAAAAUUGGUACAAUUUUCUCAGAGAAGGCUAGCAUUUCACCAUAAUCUGAUUGCAAAACUGGAAUUCUCGGCCUCUGAAUCCCCUGUUUCCACUGUCCUCUCACUCUGAGCGGAGACGCAUUGCAUUUCCUUGCUCUUUAGCGCUGUUUCUAAAUCCACACUACUUUUAUCAAGGUUCCAGAGUGUUUCAUCCACAUAUCCCGCAGUCUCAUGCACUGACAUACUGAAACUGUGAACUCUGGAUUACGUUGUGAAGGAUAAAUUUUGAUUUUCAGGAGUUCAAUUUGAAGAUUGAGCUGUUCUUCUUAAAUGCUGCUUCUGAUUAUAUCCCCAUUUCAGAGCUGAAGUCUAUGAAGUUGAAAUAAGUAGGUUGGAAGAUUUGUGGAGGAGUAUUGCUUUCCCAUUUGUACUAAUUGGUAAUUUAUUCCUUCCCAAUUCAUAUUCUUUCUCAAAAUCAAGAAACAGAAGAGAAAGGAUUUUUGAAUUAUGUAGAAUUCCAGCAUUUUCGUGGAGCACUAGUAGCUAAUUUAGUUGAUCCCUGUUGAUAACUUGAGUGGGUCAUUGUGAAAAAUUCCUUGCUCUUUGGAUUAAGAGGACCAAUUCACGCUAACAGAAUGAUGGGGACUGAACUAUGUUCUUCUCGGGUCUUAUCUCCUUUUCGUGAGGAGAGUGGUGAUGAAGAAUUGUCUGUUCUUCCAAGGCACACCAAAGUCGUUGUGACGGGAAACAAUAGAACAAAGAGUGUUUUGCUUGGCCUGCAGGGUGUUGUCAAGAAGGCUGUUGGGCUUGGUGGUUGGCACUGGCUGGUUCUGAAGAAUGGAGUUGAAGUGAAGCUCCAAAGGAAUGCCUUGAGCGUGUUGGAGGCUCCCACUGGGGAUGAAGAUGAUGAUUAUGACUUUGAUGACUCUAGCAGUGGUUCUGAAGUUGGUGAAAAGGACAAUCAUCAUUUUCCAACUGGCGUUGAGUACAGAAAGGUUAGCAAGCCAAGGGUUCGUUAUACAAGGCCAUGGGCAACAAAAUCAAAUAGUCGCAGUAGUAGCAAAGAUGUUGAAACUAAAUAUUGCCAUCUGUAUCAACAGAGAGUGAACUUUGCAAAACUAGGAACCAGCUCAUUGUGGAGAUAUUGGCGAAGCCACAACCUCGCAAGUAUAAGUACUCCCAACCCCACUAAGGAUCAAUUGGUUAACGCAGUACAACGGCAUUUUGCUGCACAGCGGGUCGACGAGGUGCAAGUGGUGGUGGAAUUCAUCCGUGCUGCCAAGAGACUCAGAUCAGCUGACCUGCAUCGAGAUUGAUCGGUGAAAGACUCUGUGUGUGUUCGGGUUGUAAUAUAUAUAUAUAUCCCUCUCUCUAUAUAUAAAUAUAUGCAUGCAUAUAACGUAUAUACAUAUGAACCCUAACUUAGUCCGCUAAUUAUAAACUUACAAAUGAAAGAGUGGGAGCUUCUUUGUCAGCUCACUCCCACCUCCUCUCUCGGAUCCUAACCUUGUAUUAUCAUCGGCAUUUGACCCAUCUUAUAUUUAUAACCCGUAUAUCCCUACCCCUCUACUCUUCUAGAUUGUUCUGCUCAUAUAUAUAUAUACUAUAUAUGCUUGUACGUAUUAGUGUGAGCAUGUGGGGUAUUGAAGAUAUUUUGUGGGAGGGAGGUAUACCCCCAUACCCAUACGUAUCCACCGCAUCCCAAAUAUGAUAUGUGUGCCAGGUUGUUAUUAGGUGAGUGGGGGUGAUGGUGACAGGAAGUAGGGUGUGUUGUUUCAUUGUUUGCUAGAAAGUGCAUUAAAUAUGCACCAACCAACCGUGGAGAUACUUGAUGGGAGCGAAAGGUUGAUUGGUUUACGCGCUUCAAAUAUUCAAAACAGCAUUAGUGGGUUUGGGGUUUAUAAUAAGUAGGGGUCUCUUUCUCCUCACGUUAGGUUGGUAUCAACCAUUCUCCCACUUGGCCCCCCCGAAAGAUUUGGUGGGAAAGGUUAGAGAGGCUGCUCUAGAUUUGCUUCAUUAUUGUGGUUUUUGUGGGCCCCGCCUGUCUCCUCUAUAGAGGUCUUCUACUUGUCUUUAGUUUACUAAUCCGCAUGAUUUAGCUCAAUAAUUUGUUAUCUUCAACAGUGGAGUAAGUUCCAUUUGUUAACAUAAACGUGUGGUUGGGACAUUCUUAAUAAAGACAAAAUAUGUUGCCAUACAA
Ipomoea triloba (trilobed morning glory) is the source of this 2252-nucleotide messenger RNA. RefSeq lists its product as uncharacterized. The transcript is spliced from 7 exons. Gene Ontology annotation, biological process: regulation of DNA-templated transcription. Gene Ontology annotation, molecular function: protein binding; transcription coregulator activity. Gene Ontology annotation, cellular component: histone deacetylase complex. Lineage: Eukaryota; Viridiplantae; Streptophyta; Magnoliopsida; Solanales; Convolvulaceae. The record is from RefSeq and is a predicted model, not a curated record. The coding region runs from base 688 to 1368 and encodes 226 amino acids.